Molecule: messenger RNA, 690 nt
Organism: Brettanomyces bruxellensis
Lineage: Eukaryota; Fungi; Ascomycota; Pichiomycetes; Pichiales; Pichiaceae
Exons: 1
Coding region: 1-690 (229 amino acids)
Biological process (GO): protein complex oligomerization; [2Fe-2S] cluster assembly
Cellular component (GO): mitochondrion
Molecular function (GO): ATPase activator activity; protein-folding chaperone binding
Source: RefSeq, a predicted model, not a curated record
AUGAAUUUCACAAGAACUACCAGCCUCCAGGCAACCCUCAAGAGCUCAUGCUUUAAGGCUUACCUAGCGAGAAAAGCGGUUCUUUUGUCUCCAAUAGCCUUCUUUUCAACAAAAGCAAGCAAUCCAAGCUACUUCACACUCUUCCCACAAACGUUUCCCAAAGGAGGACCUCCGGAAAGCUCUUUUGUGGUAAAUAACCGAAGCCUCAAAAAGGAAUACCGGAAAUUGCAAGCCGCCAACCAUCCGGAUUUGAUAAAUAACCUGAACAAAAGUGAGAGCGAUGACAAAACAAAGCAUCUAUCUUCAUCUUUGAUUAAUGCCGCAUAUUCGACCCUCAACGAUCCCCUCAAAAGGUCUCAGUAUCUAUUGAAAACAAGAGCAGGUAUUGAUUUAACAAGUGAUGCCGCUGCACAUAAAUACGAGUUCGCUGACAGGGAGAUAUUGAUGCAAAUUCUUGAUAUUCAUGAAAGUUUAGAAAACAUGAAGAACGAGGAGGAGGCAGAAAAGGCGAGGGAUGAAAAUAAGACCAGAAUGAAGGGAAGUAUAAAUAAGCUCACUGCACUCUACGAGAAAAAGCCUAUAAAUUACGACGAAAUUGCCCUAGAAACGAUUAAGUUGAAGUAUUGGUACAAUAUCAAAAAUGCACUCAAGCAAUGGCAACCCGGCCAGCCGGUGAAUCUCACUCACUAA